Staurois parvus is the source of this 340-nucleotide messenger RNA. The record is from the annotation of a GenBank genome assembly. NCBI's taxonomy places the organism in Eukaryota, Metazoa, Chordata, Amphibia, Anura, Ranidae.
UCUAGUGCACAGGUAUCAAACUGGCGGCCCUCCAGCUAUUGCCAAACUACAAGUCCCAUGAGACAUUGCAAGAUUGACAGUUACAAGCAUGACUCCCAAAGGCAGAGGCAUGAUGGGACUUGUAGUUUCACAACAGCUGGAGGACCGCCAGUUUGACACCCCUGGUCUAGUGCAGGGGUAUCAAACUGGCGGCCCUCCAGCUGUUGCGAAACUACAAGUCCCAUCAUGCCUCUGCCUGGGAUUGGGAGUCAUGCUUAUAACUGUCAAUCUUGCAAUGCCUCAUGGGACUUGUAGUUUGGCAACAGCUGGAGGGCCACCAGUUUGACACCUGUGGGUUAGG